Messenger RNA from Knipowitschia caucasica, 594 nucleotides. Lineage: Eukaryota; Metazoa; Chordata; Actinopteri; Gobiiformes; Gobiidae. The record is from the annotation of a GenBank genome assembly.
AUGCAGCUGCUGCUGGUGAUGAUGCAGCUGCUGCUGGUAAUGAUGCAGCUGCUGCUGGUGAUGAUGCAGCUGCUGCUGGUGAUGAUGCAGCUGCUGCUGGUGAUGAUGCAGCUGCUUCUGAUGACAGUGGAGGUGUUGAGAUCCUUCGAGGUGGUUGUGGUGUUGAGAUCCUUUGAGGUGGUGGUGGUGUUGAGAUCCUUCGAGGUGGUGGUGGUGUUGAGAUCCUUCGAGGUGGUGGAGGUGCUGAACAUAACCCGUCAGUACAUUGCCCGACACCAGAAGACCGCGAUCCCGCUCAUAGAGAAGUACGCAGAGGAGUGGCGGUUGACGGGACAGCCCAUUUUCCGUCCCAUGUGGUGGCUGAGCCCGAGCGACCCUCUGACUUACACCAUCGACGAUCAGUUCCUUAUCGGAGAUGAGCUCUUGGUGGCCCCAGUGGUGGAGAGGGGAGCGGUGCACAGGGAUAUCUACUUACCUGAUGGGGGCUUCCAGUGGCAGGACAGCCUGACAGCGCAGGUGUUCGAUGGCGGGACGCUUCUACAGGACUACUCCGUGGCCUUGGAGGAAGUGGCCGUUUUCAAAAGAAGAAGCUGA